Molecule: messenger RNA, 1090 nt
Organism: Nematostella vectensis (starlet sea anemone)
Lineage: Eukaryota; Metazoa; Cnidaria; Anthozoa; Actiniaria; Edwardsiidae
Product: paired mesoderm homeobox protein 2
Exons: 5
Coding region: 208-933 (241 amino acids)
Biological process (GO): regulation of transcription by RNA polymerase II
Molecular function (GO): DNA-binding transcription factor activity, RNA polymerase II-specific; RNA polymerase II transcription regulatory region sequence-specific DNA binding
Source: RefSeq, a predicted model, not a curated record
UCGAUUAGUUUAUCGAUCGAUUUCAAAAAGGCGGGAAAACAAAAAACACUCGCGCGCUGCCAAAUCAAAAAUGUAAAUGAGUGAAAAGAUUCAACAACAAGUAAUUGGUAGUAAUUGGACGACUCUUGGAAGCUACAGGUUUUAUCAUAGGUGAAGUUUAUCCAAACAAUAACAAAGAAAGCUGAGUUGUCAGUCUUCACGGCAUGAAUGGACUGUUUAGUCCACGGUAACCACAUGUGGGUUCGCCUAACAUCGUAUUCGUUGCCAUUUAUUUUGAACUGUUUUGAGGCCAAGUUUCAAGCAGUAGAUCCAGCCGCUCUACCAGACAGCGAUGGCGAGGAGCCUUCUAAGUCUACAGCAGCUUUAUCCCUCGCAGCUAAGCUGGCAGAUGUGAUUCUCGAGGCUCGAAAAGAGAAAAGUCGUCGCGGAAGUCGAAGAACCCGCACCGCAUUCACGCACCAACAGCUAACAGCUCUCGAGAAAGUUUUCUCCAAGACCCAUUACCCUGACGUCGAGGUGCGAGAACAACUUGCGACAUCUACGAACCUACAGGAGGCCAGAAUACAGGUAUGGUUCAAAAACCGACGAGCGAAGUAUCGUAAGGAUCAAAGGCGCAGCCUCACUUCCGAACGUGAACAUCUCGCGAGCAUACAAAAACAGGACGAAGCCGCUGGACUGAUGGCGCCAAUGUACUAUCAGCAGGCUCACAUGUCACAUUCAAGACCUUACUGGAACCACAACGUUCCUUCUGAUUGGCUAGCAGAUCCACCAAUUAUAACGCCGAACAUGUCUUGUUACAGUUACGUGCAUUCGCCUAUAAUUCAUCAGUCUGCGCCCGCGGUACACGGACCCGAGGUUUCUUACGGGAAUUUGGUCUUACAAAGAGCGCAUCGCGACGAAAUCCCCUGGAACAGUUACCCUGGAGUUUACUGAGCAAAUACUAGCUAGCUAGCCAAGAUUUAAAACCUUAUCACUGGGGAGAUGUGUAAGAAGAUGUAAUUAUUUGGUUGUAAAAUAGAAUGAUCACCAGUCAGCCGAUUCAAUAAUAUUAUAUACAUUCUCAAACUAUAUAAAACCGAGGUUCCGACUU